GUGAAAGCGCUUUCUCGUCUGGCGAUUCUGCUGUGCUCAGGAUGAAGAUAGCUGUGAUUGGUCAGAGCGUUUUUGGCCUGGAGGUGUUCAAGGAGCUGAGGAAGGAGGGCCACCAAAUUGUGGGAGUGUUCACUAUACCAGACAAGGAUGGCAAAGCAGACCCUCUAGGUGCGGAGGCGGAGAAGGACGGCGUGCCCGUCUUCAAGUUCCCCCGCUGGCGUCUGAAGGGUGGGGCCAUCCCGGAGGUGGUGGAGGCCUACAAGGCCACCGGGGCCGAGCUCAACGUCCUGCCCUUCUGCUCCCAGUUCAUCCCCAUGGAGGUCAUCGACCACCCGGCCCGUGGCUCCAUCAUCUACCACCCCUCCCUGCUGCCCCGACACAGGGGGGCCUCCGCUAUUAACUGGACCUUGAUCCACGGUGACAGAAAAUGCGGAUUCACGGUUUUCUGGGCCGAUGACGGACUGGACACCGGACCAAUCCUGUUGCAGAGGGAGUGUGACGUGGAACCUGAUGACACGGUCAACACACUCUACAACAGGUUCCUCUUCCCAGAGGGAGUGAAGGGCACAGUGGAUGCGGUGAGGCUGAUCGCAGAGGGGAAGGCCCCGAAGAUCGUUCAGCCCGAGGAGGGAGCCACCUACGAGGGGAUCCAGAAGAAAGACAAAGCAAAGAUUGACUGGAACCAGCCUUCGCAGGCCCUACACAACUGGAUCAGAGGAAACGACAAAGUGCCCGGGGCGUGGGCCGAGAUUGACGGACAGAAAAUUACAUUCUAUGGCUCCACUCUGGUAGACAACAUUGCCACUGCUGGUGGUCAGUCCCUGGAGAUCCCGGGUGCCAGCAGGCCUGGUCUGGUCACCAAGGCGGGCCUGGUUCUGUUUGGCAACGACGGCAAGACGCUUCUAGUAAAGAACCUGCAGUUUGAAGAUGGGAAGAUGAUUGCGGCAGCACAGUAUUUCAGUCGUGGGACGGGCACCUCAGUGGAGCUCACUGAGAACGAAAAGGCUUUUGCGGAUCAGAUGAGGGGUGUGUGGACCAGUAUCCUGACGCAAUGUGGCCAGAUCGACGACUCCACAGACUUCUUCAAGUCCGGCGCUGCUUCUAUGGACGUGGUCAGGCUGGUGGAGGAGGUGAAGCUGAGAGCCAGCGGGUGUCAGCUGCAGAAUGAGGACGUGUACAUGAACCCCACCUUCCAGGACUUCGUUCAGAUGUGUGUGAGGAAGCUACGAGGGGAGGAUGGCGAGGAAGAGCUGGUCGUUGACUAUGUAAGAAUCGUCCGUUGGAGAAGAACAUCAACAAACAUGACGGUUCGACUGCCCCACCAGCUCUUCGUCAACGGGGAGUUUGUGGAUGCGGAGGGGGGGAAGACCUACAAGACCAUCAACCCCACCGACGGAAUGCCCAUCUGCGAUGUGUCUCUCGCUCAAGUCAGAGACGUGGACAUAGCCGUAGCAGCCGCCAAGGACGCGUUUGAGGAGGGGGAGUGGGGCAAGAUGAACCCCCGAGACCGAGGCAGACUAAUAUACAAGCUGGCUGACCUGAUGGAGGAGCACCAGGAGGAGCUGGCCACCAUAGAAUCCAUGGACUCGGGGGCUGUCUACACCCUGGCCCUGAAGACCCACGUGGGCAUGUCCAUCCAGACCUUCCGCUACUUCGCCGGCUGGUGCGACAAGAUCCAGGGCUCCACAAUCCCCAUCAACCAGGCGCGGCCCAAUCGCAACCUCACCUUCACCAGGAAGGAACCAAUAGGGGUGUGUGCCAUCGUAAUCCCUUGGAACUACCCACUGAUGAUGUUGGCCUGGAAAACCGCUGCCUGUCUGGCUGCUGGGAACACAGUGGUCCUCAAACCCGCACAGGUGACGCCGCUGACUGCCGUGAAGUUUGCCGAGUUGUCAGCAAGGGCAGGAUUCCCCAAGGGAGUGAUCAACAUCCUCCCUGGAUCAGGUGCUCUUGUGGGCCAGCGUCUAGCCGACCAUCCGGAUGUCCGGAAGCUGGGCUUUACCGGUUCCACUCCAGUAGGCAAACACAUCAUGAAGAGUUGUGCAGUCAGUAAUGUGAAGAAGGUGUCCCUGGAAUUGGGGGGCAAAUCCUCCGCUCGAUCAAUCUUCAGCGACUGUGACAUGGAGAAGGCUGUAGGCGAAUGGGCCAUGAGUGCUGUAUUCUUCAACAAGGGAGAGAACUGUAUAGCAGCAGGUCGACUCUUUGUGGAAGAGAACAUCCAUGACCACUACGUCCAGAGAGUGGUGGAUGAAGUCAAGAAGAUGAAGAUCGGGGAUCCUCUGGAUCGCUCCACCGACCACGGACCCCAGAACCACAAGGCCCACCUGGAUAAGCUUGUGGAGUUCUGCCAGACGGGGGUUCAGGAAGGCGCCACUCUGGUGUGUGGGGGGAAGCAGGUCGCCCGUCCAGGUUUCUUCUUUGAGCCCACCAUCUUCACCGACGUCCAGGACCACAUGUUUAUCGCCAAAGAGGAGUCGUUCGGCCCCAUCAUGAUCCUCUCCAAGUUCAAGAGCGGGGACGUCGAAGAGGUUCUGCGGAGGGCCAACGCAACCGAGUACGGCCUGGCGUCGGGCGUGUUCACCCGCGACAUUGGCAAGGCGCUCUUGGUCAGCGAGAAGCUUAACGCUGGCACCGUGUUUGUCAACACCUACAACAAGACAGAUGUGGCCGCUCCCUUUGGCGGCUUCAAGCAGUCUGGCUUCGGCAAAGACCUGGGACAAGAAGCUCUCAACGAAUACUUGAAGACCAAGUCUGUCACCAUAGAGUAUCUAAUAUGUAGAGAGGAGGACAGAGAGGAGAGAGAAAAAGAAACAUUAGAGAAACAGAGAGAAAGACGUGUUUAGUAGAGCCAGAGGAGAGAUGAUGACAAAAAAGGGAUAAGUAUACAGAGAUAUAAAGUAUAAACAGAGGUAUAAGUAUAAAAUUGGGGUUCCUUAUAAUGCUGUAUUACUUAACAGCAUUGAUUGAUUGAACCAUAAGACAAAGGUCCUUAACUUAAAAUGUGUGGCAGCUAUUCCCUCCAAAUAAUAACUGUAUUUAUUCAUCAAUUAUCAUAGGAUUCCUGAUUGAGCUUGUCAACAUUUUUACAAUGUGGUUUGCAUAAUAAUACGAUGCAUUUCAUGCAAUACAUUUCUACACAGUACAAAUGUUGGACUUUGUGCGUAAAUUCCUUAACUAAAUGGACUUCUAAUAGAGAUUUUCCAUUCCAUUAAGUAUGCUUUUAAUCUGGGAUUAAAGUGAAUUUGUUGGCAAAAGUUAAACAAGAAAAUCACACAUGGACUGAAUAGACUGAAUUAGAAAUAUGUCAUAUGUUGUUCUUCUGAAAUGUGAUUAAGCCUAUAAUGUUGCUUGCCUUUAGUUAGCGCUAUAUGUUGUGCAAUUUAACAUUUUAAUGAGAAAAAUAAGAAAAUACCCCCCCCCAUUAGAAAUAGGAAACAUUCACUGUUAUAUUUGAACAGUUGUUCGACACUGGAAAGUCUAAAACAAUGUUUGUCUUCUCUAUGUAAUUGUCUUCUCUGUGUAAUUGUCUUCUCUGUGUAAUUGUCUUCUCUGUGUAAUUGUCUUCUCUAUGUAAUUGUCUUCUCUGUGUAAUUGUCUUCUCUGUGUAAUUGUCUUCUCUGUGUAAUUGUCUUCUCUGUGUAAUUAUCUUCUCUGGGCAAUAGAUGUGGUGGAUUCACAAAAAAUACUGAAUGAGAAUUCAGUGGCACAUAAUGAAUUCCAUUUCAGAGCUGGAAGAACUUUUAUUAAAUGUUUUACCUGUUUUUCUGAUAUUAAAAUCCUUAAGGUAUCCUGUAUAAAAAUCUAACGUCUUGGUUUCUCACACAUUCCAACCGUAAAAUUAAAAAACGUUCCAAUUCCAGUGUACUGGACUAUAUCCAAGAGAGAGGGCAG
Esox lucius (northern pike) is the source of this 3891-nucleotide messenger RNA. RefSeq names its product aldehyde dehydrogenase 1 family, member L1 (gene aldh1l1). Gene Ontology annotation, biological process: 10-formyltetrahydrofolate catabolic process; one-carbon metabolic process; biosynthetic process. NCBI's taxonomy places the organism in Eukaryota, Metazoa, Chordata, Actinopteri, Esociformes, Esocidae. Gene Ontology annotation, molecular function: aldehyde dehydrogenase (NAD+) activity; formyltetrahydrofolate dehydrogenase activity. Gene Ontology annotation, cellular component: cytoplasm. The record is from RefSeq and is a predicted model, not a curated record.